Molecule: messenger RNA, 884 nt
Organism: Notothenia coriiceps (black rockcod)
Lineage: Eukaryota; Metazoa; Chordata; Actinopteri; Perciformes; Nototheniidae
Gene: naxe
Product: NAD(P)HX epimerase
Exons: 7
Coding region: 213-884 (223 amino acids)
Cellular component (GO): mitochondrion
Molecular function (GO): NAD(P)HX epimerase activity
Source: RefSeq, a predicted model, not a curated record
CGAGCCGCUCCAACGAGAGUUACAACGAGAUCGUGACGUCAUAUUUACACAAGACGGAUCCCUUCUAGCCAUAACCGUUUUGCACGGCUCUCAUACACUUUAUCCAUUUGUUAAUUAUCCGUAAGUCAUGUCGCUGCAUUGUUCAUGAGGGAAAAUAUGCAUGUGAAGUUGUUUUAAAGGAAGACUUGCUUGCAUUUGCAGUGUGUAUCUGGAUGUUGAGUGUGCGGGCUCUGUUUGGGAUCGGAUUCCUGGUGACCUCACGGGCCCCGGCAGUCCUCUGUCAGAAAUGCCCGCUGCCCACUGCAGCUAACAACCACAAGAAGGGCUGUUUCAGCAGCAAAGAGACCUCCACCAUGGCCCAGACCCUCAAAUACCUUGGGCAGGAGGAGGCGCAGCACAUCGAUGAGGAGCUCUUCAGUGAGUACGGCUUCAGCGUGGAUCAGCUGAUGGAGCUGGCUGGACUCAGCUGUGCCACAGCCAUCGCCAGGGCCUAUCCAAUCAGCUCCCUGGUGAAGGCCACACCGUCCCUGCUGGUGAUUUGUGGACCUGGGAACAACGGAGGCGACGGCCUGGUCUGCGCCCGACACCUUAAACUCUUUGGUUACGAGCCCACCAUCCUGUACCCGAAGAGGCCAAGCAAGCCUCUGUUUCAGGGUCUUACCACGCAGUGCCAGAAGAUGGAGAUCCCCUUCCUGACGGAGAUGCCAAAGGCUAAAUUCAUUGACGAGGCUUACAACCUGGUGAUAGACGCCAUCUUCGGCUUCAGCUUUAAGGGGGCUGUUCGAGAGCCUUUUGGUUCCAUCCUGGACGUGCUGAAGAAGACCACCUCCCCCAUCGCCAGCAUCGACAUCCCCUCAGUGCUUGCUCUUAAACCCUGCUCCUAA